AUGAGGGUAGUUAUUGUUACAAGAAUAAACCAAUUCUUCAUUGAAGUAGGUGCCCAAGAAACAGUUUCCGAGAUCAAAAGAAAAAUAGAACAAAUUCAUGGUACUCCAGCAGCUUCACAAAUCCUAACAGUUUCUGGAUGGGAACUAGUGGAUGGCUUAGACAUGGAAGACUAUCCUAUAGUCACUGAAGGUACAAAAAUUGACCUCAAUAUCAAACCAAGCACAGAACCACAUUUUAACCAGGUUAACAAAAUGCAAAUCACAGUGAAAUUUUCAGCUAGAAGGAUCAAGAUAGAGGUGGACAGAACAGAUACUGUUCGGAGCUUAAAGGAAAAAAUCCACAUAAUUGACAGCACCCCCAUCAAAAGAAUGACACUAGUUUUUUCAGGGGUGGAGUUGAACGAAGAUUUCAGAAAGCUAAGUGAGUAUGGCAUACGUGAGUCUUCUGAAAUUGUUGUGUUCCUCAACACCAUAACUAGGGCAAGAGAUGAAGCUCCCUCAAGGAAGGUGAGCCUGGUGGUAAAAACUUCCUCUAGUUUGCUUAAUGCAGCAACUAUUCCCCUGGAGAUGAGAGAUGCAUGCACUGUAAAUGACUUAAAGCAGUUGUUGUUAAGCAGAAAAAUUCUGCCUGUUGAUGACUACUUAUUUAUUCAUAGGCAAAGGAUCAUGAGGGAUAGCUGCAGCCUCAGAUGGCACGGUGUUGAAAAUGGAGACUGCCUCUAUGUGUUCAAAGGGACAGUUAGUCGCAGUGGAUAUCACUAA
Molecule: messenger RNA, 762 nt
Organism: Arachis duranensis
Lineage: Eukaryota; Viridiplantae; Streptophyta; Magnoliopsida; Fabales; Fabaceae
Exons: 1
Coding region: 1-762 (253 amino acids)
Biological process (GO): proteasome-mediated ubiquitin-dependent protein catabolic process
Cellular component (GO): cytosol; nucleoplasm
Molecular function (GO): polyubiquitin modification-dependent protein binding; proteasome binding; ubiquitin binding
Source: RefSeq, a predicted model, not a curated record